UCUCCCCCAGUUGUUAAUUAUCCCACACCCUUCAUACCGAGAGAAAGCCAAUAUAGUCAUAGAGGGAAAAUAAUGGGAGCCUCGAAAGCAAAGAGUUUUGCCACGACCCUUCUAUUUUUCUUAGCCAUCGCAUCCUACACCUCCCCAAGCUCAGCCCUUAGAGACCUUGCCUCCGGAGCUAGCACUGAGUUCAUCAGAACGUCAUGCAGCAAAACGAGCUACCCUCAACUCUGCUUCAGCUCCCUCUCGAGCCACGCUGCCGCCAUCCAGACAAGUCCUCAGAUCCUCGCCUCCACGGCCCUGGACGUGACCCUGAAUGAUGCGUGCUCGGCGUCGGCCAUGAUGGCGAACCUGUCCCGAAGCCAAGGCUUGAAGCCUAGAGAGGCGGCGGCCAUGCAGGACUGCGUGGAGGAGCUGAGCGACGCGGUCGAUGAGCUCAGGAGGUCCAUCGCCGAGAUGAAGGAUACGAAAGGACGAGACUUCGAGCGGAAGAUCAGCGACGUGCAAACUUGGGUGAGCGCCGCCUUGACGGACCAGGACACUUGCUCCGAUGGGUUUGCAGGGAAGUCGAUGGAUGGGAAAGUGAAGACGGUCGUGAGAGCCCGGAUUGUGACUCUUUCUCACCUCACUAGUAAUGCUCUGGCCUUGAUCAAUGCAUACGCCUCUCUUCAUGGAUAGCUACGUUGUAUUGUAUUGCUCCUACUACUGAUGUGUGGCAAACGUGGCACCAUGUACGUUUAGCCGCUGUGAGCUUGAUUCUAAGGUCUUAGGAUAUCAUUAAGUUGAGAUGCUUCUUAAGUAGAAGUACUGAACUUAAGUUCUUCUAAGUUUUCUUUGUUAUAUGGAAUUUGUUUCCGCCAUGUAAACUUUCGUCUUUAAGUGCCUCGAUGAAAUUUCUUUCCCCUUA
Molecule: messenger RNA, 907 nt
Organism: Syzygium oleosum
Lineage: Eukaryota; Viridiplantae; Streptophyta; Magnoliopsida; Myrtales; Myrtaceae
Product: 21 kDa protein-like
Exons: 1
Coding region: 73-678 (201 amino acids)
Biological process (GO): negative regulation of catalytic activity
Molecular function (GO): enzyme inhibitor activity
Source: RefSeq, a predicted model, not a curated record